AUGAGAUUACUAUAUGGGAUCCGUGCCCACCAUGACAAAAUUUGGAGCGUAAGCUCACAUCAGAAGCUACCCUUGCUUGCUACUGGGUCUAGCGACAAAACAUCUGCAAUUUUCCGGCUUUCUGAGACAGAAAAGUUCCCCAGAGUCACCACUCUCGACGAUACUCAUACAAGAUCGAUUCGUUCAGUAAUGUUCAAACCUCCGAUAGACGAUACGGUGGUGGACGAGAACGAACUAUUGGACCCUCCGACUCUCGCUAUGGGCUCAUUUGAUGCCAAACUUUCCGUUUGGCAAGCAGAAUUGCCCCAAGAUAACGAUGAAGAUAUGGACCAAGAACCUCGAGAGAUAUGGAAACAAGAGCGGAAAGUCGUCGAAAGGGCUGCACAAUGGGAACUAAUGGCAGUUAUAGAGGGACAUGAACACGAAGUUAAGGCUGUAGCAUGGAAUUGUCAUGGAUCGUUGGUGGCAUCUUGUUCUCGUGAUAAAACAAUUUGGAUAUGGGAAACUGAUCCUGAUACUUUGGAAGAAUUUGAGUGUAUUUCCGUACUCACAGAACACCAGCAGGAUGUCAAGCAUGUCAUAUGGCACCCAACCCAAAAUCUACUCGCCAGUUCGUCAUACGACGACACCAUCUGUAUAUAUAGACAAGAGUAUGAUGACGACGAUUGGGGAUGUGCAGCUGUACUCAAUGGCCACCAAGGAACAGUUUGGUGCUCUGCGUUUGAACAUCCAAAAAGCCCUUCGGCUUCUGAAACUACUGUGAGAUUGGUUUCUGCUUCUGAUGAUUUAACUGUGAGAAUAUGGUCCACUUCAAAAGAAGGUUCUGAAACAAAUCAUGAUGCCCUUCCCAGCUCUAUAAAGCUGUCUAAUGAGAUGCAAUGGGACCAGGAGUGUAUCUUGCCUUCGGCACACACUUAUCCAGUGUAUAGUGUGGUUUGGUCGUCGGUUUCUGGUCGCAUUGCCAGUGCCGGGGCCGAUGGAAAAAUUGCCGUUUAUAAGCAGACAGACGGAGUUUGGGAGAUCGAAGGAGUCACCAGUGCAGCGCACGGAGUCCAUGAAAUCAACACAUUGGCAUGGAGCAAACUUGACGACAAUAGAGAGGUGCUUGUGAGUGGAGGUGACGAUGGCUACGUUAAUGUUUGGGAGUAA
Messenger RNA from Meyerozyma guilliermondii ATCC 6260, 1149 nucleotides. Its product is annotated as iron-sulfur cluster assembly protein. The coding region runs from base 1 to 1149 and encodes 382 amino acids. Gene Ontology annotation, cellular component: cytosolic [4Fe-4S] assembly targeting complex. Gene Ontology annotation, biological process: iron-sulfur cluster assembly. Gene Ontology annotation, molecular function: protein binding. The record is from RefSeq and is a predicted model, not a curated record. Lineage: Eukaryota; Fungi; Ascomycota; Pichiomycetes; Serinales; Debaryomycetaceae. The transcript has a single exon.